Molecule: messenger RNA, 495 nt
Organism: Ruditapes philippinarum (Manila clam)
Lineage: Eukaryota; Metazoa; Mollusca; Bivalvia; Venerida; Veneridae
Product: E3 ubiquitin-protein ligase XIAP-like
Exons: 2
Coding region: 1-495 (164 amino acids)
Biological process (GO): regulation of cell cycle
Cellular component (GO): nucleus; cytoplasm; spindle microtubule
Source: RefSeq, a predicted model, not a curated record
AUGCAUGCAUUAAUGAAGUACGAAUGGAAGAGGUACGAAUCUUUCAAUUUGUAUCCACUCACAGCACCUCUGUCUCCAUUAAAACUUGCACGCGCAGGUUUCUACUAUACCGGUACAAAUCAGACUGUUAAAUGUUUUUGCUGCGGUGAACAGUAUGAUGCCAACGAUUAUGAAGAAUUAAAUAAAGCCCAUCAAAGAAAUUCACGAAACUGCAGUUUUAUCAGAGGUGAAAGCAGUUCAAAUAUCCCAAUAACAUAUUCUAGCAGGUCAGAAGAUAUAUUUUUUGGCAGUAGGGAACACCAGGAUAUGCCUCAAUACAGAUAUCUAUAUAAUGGACCAGAAGAAUUAAGACGAUCCGUUAGGCUUACAGCGCAGACUCAAAGAACAUUAAGAAUAACGUCGGAGAUUAAAGAAGCUGGUUUUUUCAACACAGCUAAUUACCAUGUUGAAACUACAUUCAGUGUACAUUUAUGCAAGCAGAAGCAGGACAAUUAA